Salvelinus sp. IW2-2015 is the source of this 2014-nucleotide messenger RNA. Its product is annotated as nuclear body protein SP140-like protein. The record is from RefSeq and is a predicted model, not a curated record. Gene Ontology annotation, cellular component: cytoplasm; nucleus. Lineage: Eukaryota; Metazoa; Chordata; Actinopteri; Salmoniformes; Salmonidae. Gene Ontology annotation, biological process: humoral immune response; regulation of transcription by RNA polymerase II. Gene Ontology annotation, molecular function: DNA binding; translation regulator activity; DNA-binding transcription factor activity, RNA polymerase II-specific.
UAGGGCGGCAGAGUGGCCAGUACGCUACAGUCAUAUGUGUACUUUCACUUUCCAAAAGUAAUUUGAAGUGGCCUUCCGUGCUGGCGGGAGAUCAAUUUUAUCUUCGAAAAUAACAAUAACAACAUGUUGUAGGCCUACAGAUGAAAACGUUUUGAUUGCGUCCAUCGUCCAAACUGGAAUGAAGWCUAUUUUCGUCUCGAAUGCUUUUGCGCGUCUAUCGUCUGAAUGAAUCUAUCCACCCUGGGCCUGUAUUGAAAUGUAAAUAGCCUACAAUCAUACUUUAAUUUCUGAAUCUAUAUGUGCAACCCAAUUUGAACCGGUUGGUUAAUUAUUAAACUGUUAAUAAUAUUCAGUCACAUGGUAAAUAUAUAGCAUUUUUAUAUAGCAUAUAGCAAAUAUAUAGCAAAACUGAAUUGAAGAGGUGAACUGCAUUUGCGAUCGGCGCCAAUGGACCCGUUGGAUUUUUUGACAGAUAAGCAGUUACUGCAGUUUUUCCGCUGUAGUAGGACAGAAAUGUCGUGCAUGGAGCAACCACACACCUUUCUUAACCAGCUCCGAGACCACCACUUCAUUCCAGAGAAAAUGUACAAGAAGCUGAUUCAGUGUAGGAGUAAGGAGGUGAGGGAGAAGGGUGUGUACCAGGUGUUGGACUGGGUGGAGGCAGAGAGGCCCGACAGCAUCAAGGUGUUCUGGAACUGUGUGUUCAGGGACCACCUCCUGCUGCAGUACCCCACGUUACGCCUGCUACGAAAACGCCUGCUGGAMGGGUCGUUCACAUUUUAUGAGAAACUGCCAGAGAAGGUGGAGAAGGAAGAGGAGGAGGAUAAGAAGAAGAAGGGUUCAGUGGAAGGAGAAGAGGAAGACGAGGAGGAAAAGGAGACACGAAGGAAAAAGAGGAACCAGAAAAAGAGAAGUGAGAGUGCGGAGGAGCAGCCCAGCACGUCCACCCAGUCCAACCCCAGUCAGAAGAGGAAAGUUCAGAGGCCCAAAUACUCUUCUCCUUUCAGUAAGAAGGAGAAAGCUGACAUCUGGACCUGGCCCAUCUACAAGUCCCAUCUCCCAGUCACCUGUGGGGACAAAGAAGGCACGCUCAACAGGGACAAGCUGGCCAAAGGGGAGAGGUGCAUUGUGGUCCAGGGUCGCUGGUUCACCCCAAGUGGCUUUGAGGAGUUUGGGGGGAAGAAGAGCAGAAAGAACUGGAAGUACAGUAUCCGCUGUAGCGGCACCACUCUGGGAGAACUGAUCCAGGAAGGUCAUUUAACUUCACCAGACUUUAAAAGAAGAAAGAGUGCACAGGCCAAGAGAGCACUGUUUCCCUUCAACCAAUCAGCGGGCUCAAGCACAGAAUCUGAGGAGGAUGACGAUGAUGAGGAGGAGGAAGAGGAGGAGGAAGAAGAAGCUGAGCAGGAAAGAGAGGAAGGAGAGAGAAGAGAUCAGGCAAACACUGCUGAAGAGAGCAGUACAGGAGGCAGCCAUUGUGGUGUGAAAAAGACUGUCUUCAAAGUCACCUGUGGAGCCAUCAAUGGAAUGCUACAUAAUGAUCGGUUUGCAUCAGGGUCGUGUGGAAAGAGCAUCCGUACGGAGCUGUGCUGGAUGACCCCGGUGGAGUUUGUGACGGGGGAGUCAGCUCUGGAAGAUCCUUCCUGGAAGAAAGACAUCCAGUGGGACGGGAAACCACUCAGCGUCCUCAUCGAGAGCAAGAUCUUGGUMAUCCACUCUCUCCUGUGUAAGUGCAAGCUGUGYAGCUCCACGGCCAAAGACAGGCAUGAUCAAGAUAACGAUGACGACUGCUUCAUCUGUAGAAGCCAGGGCAGCUUGAUAUGCUGUGAUGAGUGUCCUCGCUCCUUCCAUCAGAGAUGUCAUCUUCCUAAUGUGGAUGAUGCUAUCCUGGGGUGAGAAGAGUUGAGGGUUGAUGAGAGACAGAGUGAGAGAAAGAGAUUGAUACAAGAGAGGUCUGUUUGUUCUGUGUAGGUAAACUUAGCUGUCAGCUUAUUUGUGGCACUAAUUGAAAUGU